GGCAGGCCCGGCAGGCCUGGCAGCAGGACGGAUCGCGCAGCAGUGGGGUUAUGUUAUUGUGAGCGAGAGUUGACAAGUGACAUUCUGGCGCUGCUGACAUAUGAUAGUGAUGAUUGACACUCGGUCGUGCGGGCGACGCGAAAAAUGUUUUAUUUAACGCGAUUCUGCCGAAUCUGCGUGCGGAGUUGCGGCCCGCUGAUCGACAUCGACGCUGAGGACGCCGACGCGGUCAAGCUCAGCGACAAGCUGCGCUACGUGCGCGCCAAGAUGGUCAUCAGUGAAGAGGAGCACUGCCGACUGAUGUGCUAUGAGUGUGUUCAGAAUCUAAGAGUUUCAUAUCUCUUCCAAAAGCAAUGCACAAAGGCUGAUGAGAUCCUAGAGAGAUACCUGAAUGAGCUCACCAGUGAGUGUCCAGGGAGGAAGUUUGUUAAUUCGGAACUGAAGGUUACUAUUGUACCUAUUCCUCACUGGGAAGUCAAGCCAGAACCACAGGAUGUGGUUGAAAAUGAUGAGGAAGAGAUCACUUGUGUUGGUAGCACUGCAGUGGGUGCUAACUUUAAUUAUAAUGCAUCUAUUUCUAUCAGAACAAGGAAUAAAAUACCUUCAAGUGCAGUAAACAGUGUUAAACCUAUCAGACUUAGAAGGAGGUUAAAACAGGAGGCUUCAUUUAGAAUAUCAGAGGCUUACAAAGAUCGUCUUCGAAGACUACGACGUGUCUGUCCACGCAUAACCAAACAACAACGCUGUAUGCUCCUAAAAAGUUUAUUAACAAAAAGUGACCACAACAGUAAUUCACCAGUAAUUCCCUCACGAAAAUCUCGAAAGUACGUUUUGUAUCAUUCAAGACAAAGAAACACACAACCUUCAUGCACAGGCAAAGCAACAAAAUCGAAACCAUUGAAAAACAAAAUGGACGCCAAACCAAAAGGCGGACUGCGUGAUCUACUGGGGUUUAUAAAAUGCUACGAUUUUGGUUUCAACGUCAAAGAUAGUGAUAUAAAAGAGCAAUGCAACGGCAGCGUCAUCGACCGCUUGGAAAAUUUCUCCCGGACGUUCUUUUACAACGAUUUCCAAGCUUAUCGUGAAACAAUACUAUCAUUAGCUAAUGAUAGUGAAAGCAGCGAUGACGACGACGACAUGUUGGAGCCAUUCGACGAAGAAGAAGACAGAUUAUUAUGGCCCGAGUGCAGUUUAGGCGAUAAUCAUCAUUAUAACAACGUAACGAUCAAAAAAGAAACCGUUGACGGCGAUAAUGUGCAGAUUAAAGAAGAACCAGAUAAUGACCUUGACAAUGACAUUCUACCCUCUGCGCUUGUGCAAGCCUGUUAUGAACAGGACCAAUCACCGGAGAGACCCGCAAUGCCACCAUGUUUGAAACAAAAGAUAAAUCAAGGCUUUCAGCACUUUAUGAACAAAAUCAAGACGAAUUUAACCAGUCAAGCCUCGGAAUUGUCCGAUCCAGCGACGAUAGUGAACCAUAUUAAUCGAAUAUCUGUGAUCCCUGAAGCAUCCACCUCAAGUCUAAGUAGCUUAGAUUUGCUGACGCGAUUGACGAAUAGCACGCGAUUGGCCAAAGGUGCGCCGAAAAGUAACGCGCCGCUACCCACGCGAUGUCAUCUCAAGUGCCGGACGAGAGGUAACCGUUUCAUUAAUCCGCAACUCAUGCAACAGUUUCAGACGCGGACGUUCAAAUGUGAUACGUGCAAUCGCAGCUUCAAGAGUCCUGGGUAUUUGCACUCGCAUUGCACCAAAAUGGGGCACUGAAGCGCACGAAGCUAUAAACAGAGAGUAAUAAACUAAUUGUUAUCGGGGUUUGGUAAGGUGGCAUCAUUUUUGUAACUUAGGUUGGAGAUUUUAAAAUGGCGCAUGCGUUAUUGUUUUUUACUUUAAAGUUUAUGCAUAUUUUAGGAAUCUCGUGAGCAGGUUUUGCUUUUUACGUACUAAAAAACGCGCGGUUUAAUAUUUAAAUCGGUGCGAUGAUUAUUUUACACCUAAACUUCUGUGAUAUAUUUAAGUACUAUACAUUUUAAAACGUUACAGUUAUUUUUUUAGGUAUUUUCUUGUUUUUUGGGUGAUUUUUGGAUUUCUAAGACGAUAAAAUCACAUUUUCUUAAAUAUCUUCUAAAAUAAUCAUUUUAUCAUUACAAAAUUUGGUAUGGUGAUUAAUUUUAAUCAAAGGAAGAUAUUUUUGAAAGAAUUUUUAAAAUCGGAUGUAAAACUAAAAAGUUAUAAGAGAAAAACUUUUAAAAAGUUUAAGUUUUGAGGUUAUGAUGAUUUUUUUGAACUAAAAAUUUUAUUAUACUUAAUUUCUACGUCGGGAAAUUGUUUUAGAAAUCCAAAAAUGAUCCAAUUUACCUAAUAAGGUCAUAAAUUGAAUUUUAUUAGUACAAAUUACACGCCAAGCUGAUCAUUAUUUAUUUACAUACAUAUUCAAUAUUCAGUUAUGACUUCUAACAUUUUAUUGCUGAUUGUUUUCCGUUUGCGAAUUCGUUCAAACGACGGUAUAAUAUACAUGCAAAACAUUACCGUGCUGCAUAUUUACUUAUCCGAAUAUGGAAAAAGACUGCGUGUCAUGAAUGACGCUGACAUAAGCGAAUUUAAACAAAACAUAUACCUAUAAUAAUUCUAUGCAAAUGCAGUGGAUAGGCAUAUUGUUCACUGUCGCAAGAUUGCACAAAAUUGCGGCCUGUAAAUAAGCACAAAUUUUUUAAUAAACCUAGUUGAAAUGGAAGUUGUCAUGUGAAUGCGUCAAAUAUUGUGCUAAGCAUAUAUUUUAUACAAGAAUGAAGACAUUUGCCAUUGUUUUUACUCGAAAUUUGCACCAAACACACUUUGGAUUUAAUUGUUUUUGAUUUAUUUUGCACUUUACACACCAAAUACAUUGAAAUUUAUAUUUUGGCAUUACUCUUUGAUAAAUGAAUCUUUUUUACUUAUUGAAACAUAGUGAAAACUGUAUGUAUUGUAAUUAUAUUGUAAGAGUGUAGCUGAAGAUUGAAGUUUAUCUCAUCUGUCGAAUUUAACAGUAUUGUACCAUUGCCAAUCGAAUUUACUAGUUAUAAGGGCUUAGAGGAAACAAUAACAAAUAAGAUCUUACAUUGUAGGAAGGAAACAAAAGAUAAUAUAAACCAGUGUAAAUAUUAUUACAUAUUAUUAUUACUACAAAGUACAUGUUGAUGUUAUCAUUAUGUUUAUUAUUACAAAGCAUUCAAUACAAAUGAAAACAUAAA
Molecule: messenger RNA, 3227 nt
Organism: Dalotia coriaria
Lineage: Eukaryota; Metazoa; Arthropoda; Insecta; Coleoptera; Staphylinidae
Exons: 3
Coding region: 145-1764 (539 amino acids)
Cellular component (GO): nucleus
Molecular function (GO): zinc ion binding
Source: RefSeq, a predicted model, not a curated record